UUUGGAAAGCAAAAAAAAAAAAAAAAAAAAAAAUUCCUUUUCUCAAACAAGUGAGAAGUGAAGCAGGUGUUGAGAAUCUGUUAAUUUUUCUCUACUGUUCAGAGAUCUGUUUCGUACGAACAACCCUCUCCUCUUCUCUCCAUCAAUGCAACCCUAAUCCAACCAAAGCAUCAAACACACAUCAAUUUGCAAGCGAUAUGGAAUACAGGAAAAUCAAAGACGAGGAAGAUCAAAUUGGGGAUGGUGUUGUUGGAGACGCAGUAACUUCAAGAGGAGUUUCUCCAUCCAAGGUUACUAGUUUUCCGACUGGCUCAGUUGACCGGUUGCGCUGGAAGCGCAAGAUGGUUGUUACGCUUGCAUUAACGAUUCUUACAAGUUCACAAGCAAUACUUAUUGUUUGGUCUAAGCGAGCUGGCAAGUAUGAGUAUAGUGUUACUACAGCGAAUUUCAUGGUAGAAACUUUGAAAUGUGCAUUAUCACUCGCUGCGUUGGCAAGAACAUGGAAGAAGGAAGGCGUUACAGAAGAUAACAGGUUGAGCACAACAUUCGAUGAAGUUAAAGUUUACCCCAUUCCUGCGGCACUUUACCUUGUCAAGAAUUUGCUUCAGUAUUACAUUUUUGCUUAUGUCAAUGCCCCGGGCUAUCAGAUAUUGAAGAAUCUCAAUAUUAUUAGCACUGGUGUCUUAUAUCGAAUAAUACUUAAGAGAAAGUUAAGUGAGGUUCAGUGGGCUGGUUUCAUACUUUUAUGUGCUGGCUGUACCACAGCGCAACUAAACCCUACUUCAGACCAUGUUCUUGAAACACCUUUACAAGGUUGGAUGAUGGCCAUUGUAAUGGCACUUUUAAGUGGUUUUGCAGGAGUGUACACUGAGGCUAUAAUUAAAAAACGUCCUUCGAGGAACAUAAAUGUGCAGAACUUCUGGCUGUAUGUCUUUGGGAUGAUCUUUAAUGCUUUGGCUAUAGUAACUCAAGAUUUUGAUGCAGUUGUGAACAAGGGGUUCUUCUAUGGAUACUCACUGAUCACAACUCUCAUGAUACUCAAUCACGCACUCAGUGGUAUUGCUGUAUCCAUGGUAAUGAAGUUUGCAGACAACAUUGUAAAGGUGUAUUCUACCUCAGUGGCAAUGCUUCUCACUGCAGUUGUCUCUGUGUUUCUAUUUGACUUUCACCUGUCCCUUGCAUUUUUCCUUGGCUCAACAGUUGUUUCUGUUUCGGUGUAUUUACAUUCUGUUGGGAAGAUGCAAAGAUAGGAACAUCGUCCUCUUACCAUUCCUCACAAUCAUAAUACAUGAGACUCAUGGGACUCGGAAGCGAAACUGGGGUGCAUGUGCCAUGGCAUCUUUGAAGUUCAAAACACCCGUAAAUUUUAAUGGUUGUUUCCUGAGUCUUGAGAUGUAUAUAUAAAGCUUUGAGUUUAGGGUUUCUUGACGUAACGUGCUUGGGAAAGAAUGUCAAACAACUUGUGCGUAUUUUUUCACUAUCUUUUUUUUUUCACCAUCCUCUCAGUACAACGACCAUGUUUCUAAAGUGAAGACUGGUCUUGUUUUCUAGGCCAGGUUCUAAAUCAUUGUCUUAUAUCAUGUUAGUGAUUUACCUUUAAUAACAUAUGCAUAUAUCAAUUUAAGCAAA
Molecule: messenger RNA, 1629 nt
Organism: Populus nigra (black poplar)
Lineage: Eukaryota; Viridiplantae; Streptophyta; Magnoliopsida; Malpighiales; Salicaceae
Product: CMP-sialic acid transporter 4-like
Exons: 16
Coding region: 198-1250 (350 amino acids)
Biological process (GO): pyrimidine nucleotide-sugar transmembrane transport
Cellular component (GO): Golgi membrane
Molecular function (GO): pyrimidine nucleotide-sugar transmembrane transporter activity
Source: RefSeq, a predicted model, not a curated record